AUGGCGACGCCGCCUCCCGAGGCUCCCUCUGCGAUCAAAGAGGAGAAGCCUCAAUUGCCGCCGUCGCCCAAUGGAGUUUCGCCUGCUGAUACCGGUCGCACAGGAGUCCAAGAUGCUGUAGUCAACGCUAAAUCGGACGCGCCCGUCAAUGGUGCAGAGAAGCCGAUAGAGGAGACCAAGUCCGCCACGGCAAACGGAACGACUGCCGAGUCUACCUCCAACACAAACGGCGUAGCCGCGACCGCAUCCCCGCCUAAGAGUCCAUCCUUGCCGACCGCAGAUACUUCCGCACAACCAGCCGUCGCGUCCGAAGAAGCCAAACCUUCAAAUGUGGAUUCCGCUGCGACUGGGGAGAAGGAAACCGCUAGUGAAAAGACGUCUGCGGCUGCACAGGCUAGUGGCGAAGGUGCGAGUGGCGCCAAGUCCAAAGACACACAGGCGCUUCAGGAUGCAUCAAAGCCAUCAACUGAUGCGCCGUCCGACGCUAAAGUGGAGAGCACUGCCCAGCCAUCACAAGAUACUGCCGCUGUGAAAACCGAAUUGCCUCACCAUCCUUCGAAUGCGAAGCCAGAGAGCACAAUGCAGACAGAGGCUGCCAGUACGGCUCCGUCGGUGCCGCCACUGCAGAACGUGGAUCAGGAGAUGCGUGACGCGCCCGAUGUUCCGGCCUCCCCGACAAAGAUUUCGAGGGAGCGCGAACGCGAUCCCAGCGAUGAGCCCGCCGCCAAGCGUACCAAGAUCGGAGGUGAAGGUGCGGCGGCGUCCGCCGACUUCAAGGUUCCCGAUUUGCCUACACCUACCGAGUCGCGCUCGGAACGGGCUACAAAUGGAGAAACAACCAUGACCAAGGUUCAGCACAAGUUCCUGUCCAAGUCCAUCCAGAGCCUGAAGCGGAUGCACGAUUCCCGCUUCUACAGAGAGCCUGUGGAUCCCAUCAAGCUGAAUGUCCCCCACUACCCGCAGUUCAUCAAACGGCCUAUGGACCUUGGAACCAUUGAGAAAAAGUUGAAAAACAACGUGUAUCGGACUGCACAGGCCGUUAUUGAUGAUUUCAACCUCAUGGUUCAGAAUGCGUUGACAUUCAACGGUCCCGACCACCUUGUCGCUCAAGAGGGGCAGAAGCUCAAGAUCACGUUCGAUAAGCAGAUGGCCAAUUUACCUCGAGCCGAUGAACCCUCGACAGCAAUCCGCCUUCCUUUGAUCCGCCGUGAUUCUGCUAAUGCCGAUGGGCGUCCUAAGCGUUCCAUCCACCCCCCUAAACGCGAUCUCCCGUACUCCACGAAACCGAAGAAGAAGAAAUAUCAGUGGGAGCUGAGAUUCUGCCAGGAGGUGCUGGAUGAGCUGCACAAGCCCAAGCACUACACCUACGCGAUGCCUUUCUACCAUCCCGUUGACCCUGUUGCGCUCAACAUCCCUACGUAUCACAGCAUUAUCAAGAAGCCCAUGGAUUUCUCUACUGUGCAAAGCAAAUUGAGGGCCGGCCAGUAUGAGAAUGCCAAGGAGUUUGAACUUGAUAUGCGCCUCAUCUUGAAGAACUGUUUCAAAUUCAACAUUCCAGGUGACCCGACCUACAUGGCGGGCCAGCGGCUGGAGGAAGAAUUUAACAAGAAAUGGGCCCAGAAGACACGGUAUCUGGAGCAGCAUGAACCGCAUGUCGAGCAUCACAGCGCCGAGUCGUCCGAAGAAGAGAGCGAGGAGGACGCCGAAGAAAGCGACUACGAUGCCGAGAAGCUCAGCCUGCUGCAGAAGCAGAUGGAAGAGAUGACCCGCCAGAUCGAAGCUAUUACGAAGAAGAAGAAGACCCCCCCUGGAAGCAAAAAGCUCGGAAAGACCAAGCCGGGGAAGAAGGAGAGCAAGAAGCCUAGCACUAUGGGGCUCGCUAAGAAGGAGAGCAAGAAGAGCACCACCAAGGUUUCAGCCAAACCGGAGAAGCAGCACUGGGUCACCUACCAUGAGAAGCAGAUUAUUUCCAACGGGAUUAGUAGCCUUCCUGAUAAGAAGAUGCAGGAGGCUCUCAAAAUCAUCCAGACUAAUGUCCCGGCCCUCAAGGGUACCCAAGAGGCUGAGAUCGAGCUCGACAUUGAUGAGCUUCCUAACGAUGUUCUCCUUAUGCUACUUCGGUUCGUCAAGAAGAACGCGCCGCAUGUGGUAGAGGAAGACCCUGCCUCUGCGGCCGCGGCGAACGCAGCCGCCCCGAAGCCGAAGAAGAAUAAGCCCAUGAGCAAGUACGAGCAAGAAGCUCAGAUUAACAUGCUCGAAAGCAACCUGUCUCGGUUCCAGGGUGGUGGCGGUGGCCGUUCUCCAGACCCUAUGCCCUCCGUCGAAGCCAACGAGAGCAGCGACGACUCUGAAGAUGACUCGGAGGAGAGCGAGGAGGAGUAA
Aspergillus niger is the source of this 2382-nucleotide messenger RNA. RefSeq lists its product as uncharacterized. The record is from RefSeq and is a predicted model, not a curated record. Gene Ontology annotation, biological process: regulation of DNA-templated transcription; chromatin remodeling. Lineage: Eukaryota; Fungi; Ascomycota; Eurotiomycetes; Eurotiales; Aspergillaceae. Gene Ontology annotation, cellular component: nucleus; chromatin. The transcript has 5 exons. The coding region runs from base 1 to 2382 and encodes 793 amino acids.